AUGCCAAACUUCGACAUUUCUUACAAGCCGAUAUCCGCCCCUACAGUAGGCGAAAAUGGCUAUCGGGGGUUGCUCUCGCUCACCGAGAUCCUUCCUAAAGGUUGGAGAUACGCCGACUCAUCCAAGCCCCUGCCCACCGAUAUCCUGCUAGAGCAUGACGUGGAGGUCAGGGUGCGCGAUGGCUGCAGACUCUACGCUGACGUUUACCGUCCCGUCAACUCGAGCCGCGAUAAUCCAGUCCCAGCGAUUUUGUCGUGGAGCCAGUUCGGAAAGAAGUUCAACGGGAUGCAUUUUCUAAAGAGCAUGACCCCUUACAAUGUGGGCAUAAGGGAAACUGACCUGAGUGGGCUGGAGAAGUUUGAAGGACCGGAUCCAGCUACGUUUGUUACUCACGGGUUUGCGGUUGUUAAUAUCGAUCCACGCGGUGUCGGCGACUCGGACGGUCGGCUCCAUAUCAUGGGAGAACAGGAGGGGGAGGACGGUUACGACGCAAUCGAGCAUCUGGCCAAGCUCGAGUGGUGUAAUGGCCGAAUCGGCAUGGCAGGAAACUCCCAUCUUGCUGUGGUCCAGUGGUUCAUUGCCCAACUCCAGCCACCCUCGCUAAAGGCCAUUGCUCCCUGGGAGGCAUGCAGUGACCUGUUCCGAGAACAGUUUGUUCGGGGAGGGGUAUACUCUGGCGCCUUUUAUGACCACAUCACGUCUGCCAUGUUUCGUGGUCGCCAUGGGAUGGAAGACUUUGGAGAAAUGUACCGCCGAGAUGCACUCGCCAAUCCAUACUGGGAUAGCAAACGCCCGGAUAUUGCGAAGAUCCAGGUUCCCGCCUAUAUUACAGCAUCAUUCAACAGUUUCCUCCACACCAUGGGUUCAAUCAGGGGUUAUAUGGAUGUCCAACACGGCCAAAAGUGGAUCCGCUUCAGUCCAUAUCAAGAAUGGCAUGACCAAUGGGCCGUCGAUGCCAGUCAGCAAGACCUGAUUUCAUUCUUCACGCGGUAUCUUCAUAAUAUUCAAAACGGAUGGGAGGAGCAGACGCCCUGUGUUCGCAUGUCGAUUCUCCGCUUCGGGCAGAUGGAUGCCGUUAUGAAUAUUCCAGAGGAUGAUUUCCCACUGCCUCGCACUGUGUAUAGAUCUCUCUACCUAACGGAAGAUUCACUGCGUCAGCACAGUGCCCCAGACGGAGAUGAUUUUGUCACUCACAUAUCCGAAGAUCCAACGCCGCUCUGUACAUGUCCUGCCCAACGUCAGAAGAUAUGGAUGUAUACGUGA
This is a messenger RNA of Aspergillus puulaauensis, 1263 nucleotides long. RefSeq lists its product as uncharacterized. The transcript is spliced from 2 exons. The record is from RefSeq and is a predicted model, not a curated record. Lineage: Eukaryota; Fungi; Ascomycota; Eurotiomycetes; Eurotiales; Aspergillaceae. Gene Ontology annotation, molecular function: hydrolase activity. Bases 1 to 1263 code for a protein of 420 amino acids.